CUCCUUUCUUGUCAUGCCGUAGCCUCAACUCUCAACAGUACACUCGAGAAGCUUUAUCCAGCACGAGUCGGAACAAGAAAUUCCCCGUCCAAGCUCUUGACAAUCUGAAAAUCCUGUGGCACGAGGAAACAAGGGUCGUCCUUAGGUCGUUGUGGGGAUGGCUUCUUUGUCAACCGCCUGGUCGUGUUUCGUUGUGGCAGGUAGCGGAUUGAGGCGUGCGGUCAAAGCUGAUGGUGAUGAUCCCGGGAAGCCAAAUUCCAAUUACUUGCAGACAUCAUUUCUGGGCUCAUUUCCUGCCAGAGUUGCACAAGUUAGAGGUGGCUCAAGUAGUUCUCGUAGGCGGGGGCCUUCAGUACCUUUUGUAAAGUGCGAGAACGCCCAGAAGGAUGAGUUUGAAAAUGUAUCCGUCGAGCGUCCUCCAUACUAUAGUUACCUGGACUCCACAUCUGGGCAGCUUGAACCAGCUUCUGGUGCUCGUGCUGCUAUCCCUGGAGAGGAGUACUGGCCAGAAGGAACUGCUAGCCGUGUCAGGGCUGCAAGGGCUCCUGAGCCAACUGGAAAAUCUUUAGGCUCUCCAUCUUAUGGGAAAAGUCCGGGAAGCAGGAGGAAGAAAUACAAAACAUCAGUUGCUGCUUCUGAAUCUGCUGGAGGCCAUUCGCGAUCAAAUGAUUUACUUGUCCCAGAAGCUGCAUCUGGAUCAUCUCAGACCGAUCUCAUACUGUCUGAUUCGGAGACACCCGAGACUUCCGACGAUGCUACGGAGGAGCAUAAAGAUAGCUCAACUGAGUAUGUUGUUUAUCAAACAGAACCUGAGGAAGAAGAGACUGGGUAUGAUUUAGACAAAAAGCUAGGGCGUCCCCACUCUUUCAUCAAUCCGAAAGUGAGGAAGCCGAUAGAGGAGCCACUUACAAGUGAAGAAUUAUGGUGGAACUGGAGGAAGCCAGAUAAGGAACAGUGGUCUAGAUGGCAAAGGAGGCGGCCUGAUGUUGAAACGGUUUUCCUAAAAGCAAUGGCAGAGACUGGACAAGUAAAGCUUUACGGGGAUCAUCCAACAUUGACUGAGACAUCUUUAUAUAGAGCCAGACGGCAUCUAUUCAAGGAAGAAAGGCUUCAAGCUGAACAGGAUAGACUGGAAGAAAUAGGUCCAUUAGCGUACUACUCAGAAUGGGUAUCAGCUUGGAAGCAAGACACUUCGCGUGAAGCCGUUCAAAAGCAUUUUGAAGAAACUGGUGAAGAUGAAAACACUCAACUUAUUGAAAUGUUUCAGCACCAGACUGAUCGAGAAUAUCGCAUUAUGAUGGGUACUGAUAUGCGCAUUCCGAGGGAUCCUCUUGCAAUGCGUAUGAGAGAGGAUCAAAUCAAACAAAUUUGGGGUGGAGAUCCAGUAUAUCCUACCAUAAAUUAUAUUCAGGAUCCGAAUGAAAUUAUUGAUUACAGAGGUCCAGAUUUUCACGAACCAACUCCCAAUAUGUUGGCUCAUCUGAAGGAGCAAGGCAAGAUAAUAUCAAGGGAGGAGCUUGAGAAAAUUCUGGCAAAGGAGAAAACGGAGGAAAUUGAGAUAACAGACAUGGAUGAAGCGAUGGCACGGGCUGUCGACAUCGGGGAAAAUGAUGAAGGAGAAGACAGCGAAAUUGAGGGUGAGCAAGAGCAGGAGAAAAUAACACGCAACUGGAGUGUUUUGAAAAGCACCCCCGAGCUCAGCAAGUCGAAGGACAAAAAGCCAAAAAUGGAUGGUCGCAUGUCGUUGGAACAGGCCGUAGAGGAUUCCGAGAAUCUUACAGAUUUUCUCUUAGAUUUUGAAGAAGAUGAAUGAACCUUCCCGUAAGGAAGAACCCCUUCCCCUCACUACCUACACGAGUCCGAUCGGCACUCUCGCCCAGCAUACCAUCGCCGUCGAUCAUGAAUUCAAUCUCAGUCAAACAGGAACUCAGUGGUGGAAGAGUGGAGAGCAUUGCGUGCUUCCGAAACUUCUCUGUAGCACAUUUGGGGCUGUGCUUGUGGAACUUGUUGCCAGAGGACGUCGACCUCUUGAAAUUCAAAAUUGCUGAGGGAUUAGUGCAUUCUUGCGUCUAUCUUGGUGUCCAUCACACAGCAGUGGACUUGCAAUUUCAUAAUCGCUCGUAUGUCCUGCAGUUAAAAUGCAGUUAAUUUGUCACCUUUUCCCAAACACCUUGAUGCAGGUCUAAGCCUUUCGUUCCCCUAA
Messenger RNA from Rhodamnia argentea, 2203 nucleotides. Its product is annotated as protein PLASTID TRANSCRIPTIONALLY ACTIVE 12, chloroplastic. The record is from RefSeq and is a predicted model, not a curated record. Gene Ontology annotation, biological process: response to light stimulus; positive regulation of DNA-templated transcription; positive regulation of red or far-red light signaling pathway. Gene Ontology annotation, cellular component: nucleus; chloroplast. Lineage: Eukaryota; Viridiplantae; Streptophyta; Magnoliopsida; Myrtales; Myrtaceae. The transcript has 10 exons. The coding region runs from base 158 to 1813 and encodes 551 amino acids.